AUGGAUAUCAAAGUCAAAGUCUGUAUACUGAAUGUUGAUGGCUCUAGGAAAGUUGCUUCUGGCCAUAUUGGUGCUGGAGGUGUGUUGCGUGAUGUUUCUGGUGAUUGGUGUAGUGGGUUUGCUAUUAAUUUGGGUAAAGGGCAGAUUCUAGAGGCUGAAUUAUGGGGUCUGUUCUUUGGUCUGAGGAUGGCUAUUGCGAAAGGGUUUAAUAACCUUAUCGUUGAGAUGGAUUCGGCUGUUGCUAUCCAGCUUGUUCAGCAGCAUGAUUCUCUUACUUUGCACCCUCUUGCAUCUCUGGUCUCUAGCUGUUGGCAGUUAAUGCAGCAGCUUGAGAAGUGCAGCAUGCGUCAUAUUUUUAGGGAGAAAAACAGUGUUGCAGAUCGUCUGGCUGCUUGGAGUUAUAACUCAGAUCUUGGUAUCUGCGUUUUUGAUGAGGCUCCAAGUUGGAUUGGGACUUCUUUGGUGGAGGAUUUGUUAGGGGUGUCUAGGCCCCGGUUGAUUUGUGUUGGUUAG
Prunus armeniaca (apricot) is the source of this 513-nucleotide messenger RNA. The record is from the annotation of a GenBank genome assembly. NCBI's taxonomy places the organism in Eukaryota, Viridiplantae, Streptophyta, Magnoliopsida, Rosales, Rosaceae.